Colias croceus (clouded yellow) is the source of this 1908-nucleotide messenger RNA. RefSeq names its product etoposide-induced protein 2.4 homolog (gene tank). The record is from RefSeq and is a predicted model, not a curated record. Bases 140 to 1087 code for a protein of 315 amino acids. Gene Ontology annotation, cellular component: endoplasmic reticulum. The transcript is spliced from 7 exons. Gene Ontology annotation, biological process: macroautophagy. NCBI's taxonomy places the organism in Eukaryota, Metazoa, Arthropoda, Insecta, Lepidoptera, Pieridae.
AAUCAAUAGAUUUGUACAAGACAGGAAGACAGUCAAGUUACAACAAAAUUUUGCAUUACGUCAAUUAAUUAUUUGAAAUAAUAAUGUGAAAAGUAAUUAUCACACAGCAUGAGACUAUAGAUAGCACACGUAUACGAAGAUGGAAAGCGUAACAAAUUUCUCAGUUUCGCUUAUCAAAGGAUUUAUAGACAGUUUACGAGGUGUAACUGUACUUCUAUAUUUAGAUAAAGAAAUAAAUGAGCGAGCACUAAGUCGUUCUCCACAACCAGAUUUUGACGGCGCGAAACAGAAAUUGAAACAGCCCAAAGUUAAACAAGAAUCAAAAGUACUUACACGAGUGUUGCAGUCGUGCGUUCUCAACGGCUUCAUAUUCUUGCUCAGUAUUUUAGUGUUUGAGUAUGCGCUACUCCCAGCGGUGAAGUACUUAGUGAUUGCGGUGUUUGGGCACAAUCCGGGUGUAGCACAUAGUGUAUGGUCGUGGAUACAACCCUUCCUGUCUAUGACGUUUCGAAUGAUAUGGGUGUUACCACUGUUUCUGUUGAGCAAGCUGGUGAAUAGUUUGUGGUUUCAGGACAUAGCAGACUCGGCGUAUAGACACAGGCGCGGUCGGCCACAAUUCAUGUCGAGUGUGAGCAAAAUUAUCGCUGACUCACUAUUCAGCUUAUUGGUGCAAGCCUUAUUUUUAGUUCAGAGCAUGCUAGUCAGUAUGUUACCAAUAACGUACAUCGGCGAGCUACUAUGCCUCGUGCACAUGUGUCUACUCUACUCCUUGUACUCUUUUGAGUACAAAUGGUUCAACAUGGGCUGGGAGCUACAUAAGCGGCUGACUUUCAUAGAAACGAAUUGGCCGUAUUUCCUCGGGUUCGGUCUACCCUUGGCUGUGUUGACGCAAAUACCCCAGUCUUAUAUUAUUAGUGGUUGCGUGUUUUCAAUAUUUUUCCCUGUUUUCAUUUUGAGCGGGAAUGAAGCCACGCCAGUCACAGGAAGCGAAUACCCUCUCCGUCUGUUCUCACCAGUAGUAGCGAUAUCGAACGGAAUGUUCCGCUUCGUUCGUCACAGCGCUGACGUCAUCGACAAAACCAGAUGAUAAACAUUGUAUUUUAUGCAUUUGUGUGGAAACGGGAACAACGUACCGUUAAAUGUACAUGUAAAAGGGGAUAUCACAUUUUGUAAUUUUAUGACAUUUUUUUUUGUUGAAAUGGAGGGUAGUUGUAGAAUACGUCUUUUUGUAAAAUAUUUUUUAAUUUUUUGUGUGAAAGGCAAACAUGAUGUAAGUCUAUACAAAUAAAUGAAAUUGAUUAUUUGUAAUUUACAUCCAAUUUGUCAAUGUAUUUUAUUUAUUAUGAGUUUUUUCAUCUUGUCAUAUUUUUUGCCAUCUUGGUUCCAGUCACAUAUUUCCAGUCAUAUUAUACAACUACCAAAUCAAGUCUAUUUAUGAAAUGACGAGUUCUACGACUUAUUUCAGCGCAAGAAAACCUUUAAUAAAUCCAAUUAAAUCACCAUUUAUUUAUAUACAGGGCGUUAUUUUUAGGUUUAAAUUUGUGUGUUUUGGUGCACUGUAGUACCAUCAUUUGAUUUUUUCAUACAUUAUUUAACUCGACAUAUCAAAAAAUGAUUAGUCAUAUUAUAUUGUAUUUUUUAUUCUUUCGUUCAAAAAUAUUGUCAUUUUAGAAAAAAUAAUGAAUUUCACUUUUAACGUUUGAUGCUGUGGUAUAUUUAUGUGGUAGAUUUGUACCUUAUAUAUUGUGGUAUAUUUAUAAAUAGAUAAAAAAUGUGCCUUUCCGUUUGAUUGACUUCCAAAAAUGUUAGAGUAAUAUUGAUGAAACUUGUCAAAAGGAAGCAAUAAGAUGUUUGGUAAAAAUCAUGUAAUUCAAAAAUAAACAGGCACAAAUAUCUUUUCAAUGCCAA